GAGCAACUUCAACCAACAAGAACAACGUUCAGAAAUUCUUCUUAAAAACGGUCUUAAACACGGAACCUCAUUUAUUAGAGUAGAAACGGUUUCAUCUCUUGCCAUCUUUCGGCAUUUACCUACAGUUUUAUAGUUUGUCUUCUUUUAUAGUGCAGCUAUACUUUUAUAGUUUUAUAGUUAGCUGUUAAAAGUUUGAGAAAACGGUGUAGUCGAAACGACGGUGGUUGAUAUUGCUAAUCAAAUAUCGACAACGAAAUGGGAAAGAGAUCCCCUUCAACGUGACAGCCAAUCCAUAUUCACACUUGUUCUUUCGCCGUUUAUACCUGCAUCAUCGUUUCCAGUCAUGUCUUCGACGUCGCCAUCAAUGAUGUUCACAUCGAUCGACAUCGAAACCACCGACUUCGGAUCCAUGAACAGUACGGCCUACUACGAUGACGUCACUCCUUUCUCGGAGGCCUUUUAUCUGGUCGUAUUAAAGACCAUUCAGAAAUGGCUUAUGACGUUCAUAUUAGUCUGCAUAAUGGUAGCCAUGGGUGCUGUUAUCACUGUGAAUGACUUCAAAGAAACGUUCCGUCAUCCAGUUGGUUUCAUCAUCGGGUUCGUGUCUCAGUUCUUGACGAUGCCUCUCAUAUGUUUCCUGACCGCCCUCAUACUCGACCUCGAGACUCCAUUUGCUCUGGGACUGCUCAUCAUUGGCUGUUGUCCCGGAGGCACGGUUUCGAACCUCUUUACCUUUUGGGCAGAUGGUGACGUUUGUCUCAGUGUGUGUAUGACGACUGUAUCAUGUGUGGCAGCGAUCGGGAUGAUGCCCCUAAACCUCCUCAUCUACUCGCGCCGAUGGACUACGGAAAGCACCCGGGUCCCGUUCAUGAACAUCUUCACCACGCUUGUCACUAUAAUCGUCCCAGCUACUGUCGGGAUUAUAAUAAGGAUAUUUAGCCUUAAAUGGGCCAACAUAGUGUCAAAGAUAGGGGGCGUUGCCGGACUCGCUGGAAUUCCGAUCGCAAUCGUUUUAAUUGGCAUCAUCAAUCCAGGAAUGUUUGCCUCAAGCUGGAAGAUUUGGACCUCUACUCUCUUCCUCCCGUUUUUCGGCUACUUCUUCGGACACGGAGUCGCGCGGAUCUUUCGCCAACCGAGCAAGAAGUGUCGUACCAUCGGAUUUGAAACCGGGGUACAGAAUGCAGCUCUUGGCAUAACUAUCAUGCUCCUGACCUUCCGGGAUACACCCCUUCUAUACGACAUGUUAACAAUCCCUAGUUUCUACGGUAUUCUUGCCUUCUGUGACUUUUUAAUCUACGUAGCUAUCUACCGCUUGUACCAUUACAGCAGACCCAAUCAGCCCAAAAAGAUGGAAGAAGAAGAUGGAGAAGAAGGAAGUAAGGAUUACCACCAAGGCAACGAUAUGCAUGUCCUGGGUAAAGAAAGUAGUGGAUACCAACCGAUCCAGAUAAUAGCAGAUACCAACGGCAUCUUAACCGACAAUGACGGAAAAGAACCCCAACAUACCCAAGAAAAGAAUGAUGAAAGCAUGGACGGUGCGGAAGACAAGAUAUCUAUAAAUUAUGGACAGUGAUUAUGAAAUGUGAAAAGUGGGGUUAACUUUGAGACCUCACAAUAUUGUACAAUCAUAAUAUUGUACAAUCAUAGAGUUAGCUCCAUGGUACAAUCAAUGAUACCCGUGACAGUAAACCCAUUUUCAUUGAGGUUUCCUUAUAGUUUUACCAAUCAAUGCCACUGGGGACCUUGUAUUUGCCUGUAUAACCUCAUUUAACCGCAUUCAAUUUUUAUCUAUCAGAAAUGUGGUGAAUGGUUGAGACCCGGAUGUUAUUCAAAAACGCAUUGCUUCUGCACAUAGCAUGUGGUAAUAAUCAUCAUCAUGUUGGUCGUAUUUGAAUUUGGAACAAUAUAGAUUGAUGAAACCUAUUCUGUAACGUUUUCUUUUUUUUAGCAGAGUUGAAUAGAGGACGUCGCUUACAGUCACUAACUUUAAUACAACAGUAUUCUUUCCCGUGAAAUCAAGUUUUUUCUAGUGAUCUAAUACCAUGAACAUUGCAUGGAUAUUAGCAACUAAUAUCCAUAUUGAGCUACUGUCUGGCUGCUUAACUUUGACAAUUUAUCGGGAAUCCAUUAGCAGCAUUGUGUUUUCCAAAACAUCAGCAAGUUCAACCCUUAUUUAGUGAUGUCACAGAUGCUUCAUAUGCCUUGAAAAUGCAUACACCAUCAGUUGGUUUGACACGUAGUAAGUUUGCUUUUGAUCCAUAAGUUGUAGAUGCAGACGAGUCGUUGGUCACUGCCGCUCCUGUUGGCCGUGUUGUUGCUGCCAUCGAAGAGAUUUGCAGUUGGAUGAAACUUGAAAAGUAAUAUCCCCAAAAAAUAAUGACAACAAAGUAUCGACUUCCGUCGCGACGGAUGGGUAUCAUCAUAACUGGAUCUCUGCUGCUAACAUGCAGGGAAGCUACAUCUCCAAUCAGCAAGGCUAGAAACACUUUGGUAGACGUUGAUAGUACAUUGGUCAUAUGGCAAAGUGGACAAAAUUCAUUUCAAAAUGCUGUGAGCGAGGAAGCGAGCGAGGCAAAAUAACACUUUUAAUACAUAAAUCAAAUUUUGCAACUGAUUUUGAUAGAUGUUUUAAAUUCCAUUUCAAAAUCCGUCACAAAAAUUGAUUUAAAUCUUAAAAAGGCAUUUGGUGGGGCUCGCUUGCUUCCCUCGCUCACAGCAUUUUGAAAUUAAUUUCGCCCUUUAUGUCGUGUCUCCACCUAAGACUUUACCUUAUUACGCUACUGACCUCCAAUAUUUACUGAAAGCUUAUUUUAUAUCUUAUCUGUAGCUCGAGUCCUGAAGAAACUACCGCUGCGACAUUAU
Molecule: messenger RNA, 2862 nt
Organism: Lytechinus variegatus (green sea urchin)
Lineage: Eukaryota; Metazoa; Echinodermata; Echinoidea; Temnopleuroida; Toxopneustidae
Product: ileal sodium/bile acid cotransporter-like
Exons: 4
Coding region: 344-1573 (409 amino acids)
Biological process (GO): bile acid and bile salt transport
Cellular component (GO): membrane
Molecular function (GO): bile acid:sodium symporter activity
Source: RefSeq, a predicted model, not a curated record